AUGGAUGAAUUAUUAGAUACUAUAAGAGGUGUCCUUGAUGGACCAAUUGAUUUCAAAUCUCAAAAAUUUACAGAAGAUAUAAGUUAUAAACUAUUGAUUGUUGGUGCUAUAUUAUCAAGUUUAGCUGGUUUUGUCGCUCAAGAUAUCAAAGUUUUAUUAGUUUUCAGUGGGUUAACAAUUUUAGUAACGUUAGGAAUUGUUAUUCCUCCAUAUCCUGGUUAUAAUACUGAAAAUAUUGAAUGGUAUUCCCCAAAGAUUGGAAAUUAA
This is a messenger RNA of Hansenula ciferrii, 267 nucleotides long. It is a transcript of the gene SPC1, whose product is annotated as signal peptidase complex subunit SPC1. The record is from RefSeq and is a predicted model, not a curated record. Lineage: Eukaryota; Fungi; Ascomycota; Saccharomycetes; Phaffomycetales; Wickerhamomycetaceae. Bases 1 to 267 code for a protein of 88 amino acids. The transcript has a single exon. Gene Ontology annotation, cellular component: signal peptidase complex; membrane.